GUGACUGCAUCCGGCGGCAGGCUCUCUGCCUUUGUUCGCUAGCUUGGAAGGCACCAAGACAAGACAGAGCCGCAUCCAUGCAGUAGCAGCACUUUUUCUUUUUCUUAAUUUUUUUUUUUGGAAAAUGAUCAUCUGUACGAAUAAAAUGGAGUACCCCCUAAGAACCCAGCGCCAGCGAGUGCAUAAACAGGUGAUGGUGAACGGUGAGAAGGAGCGAGUGUCGCUGCUGUUCAUGAAGGCUCUGGUCAGCACGGGGAGCGUGGAUGCCGUGUCCCAGCAGAUGGCCUCUCACCCUCAGUACUUGGAGAGCUUCCUGCGCACGCAGCACUACAUCCUGCACAUGGACGGCCCCCUGCCACUACCAUACCGCCAUUACAUCGCCAUCAUGGCUGCUGCGCGACAUCACUGCAACUACCUGGUGUACCUGCACUCAGCCCAGUUUCUAAGGGUGGGUGGAGACCCUCUGUGGUUGCAGGGUUUGGAGGCGGCGCCCCCUCGCCUUCGCCUCCUUGACCACAUCAACAAGGUGCUGGCCCACCAACCCUGGCUCACUGCCUGCUCACACAUCCAGACACUGCUGAAGUCGGGCGAGCAGUGCUGGUCACUGGCUGAGCUGGUUCAGGCUGUGGUGAUCCUGGCCCACUGCCACUCCCUCUGCAGCUUUGUGUUUGGAUGCGACACAGACUCAGAUGUUGUCCCGCUCUCCAAAUCUCCUAACGGGACCCCACCGACCUUCUGCCCCUUUGAUGCUGCCAACGGCAACACCAAUGUGCCUCAGUCGCCUGCCACUCCCUCCGAACACAUAACACGACGACGGUCUCUUGACUCCAGCUGUGACAUAGUGUGUCUAAAGGAGAGGAUUCAGAAGUCCCAGGAGGAGCGUGAGAAGAGAGAGGAGCGUCUCCUACAGACCCAAACACUCCAGCAGACAGAUAUGGAAGAAGAGGAGGAGAUGAUUUGCCUUGCAGACCCGAUGCGGUUCAUCACAGACCCUGACUUUUGCUAUCAGGAGUUUGCUCGUAGGGAGGAGGACCACUUUCAAGUAUUUAGAGUUCAGGACUAUUCAUGGGAGGACCACGGUUUCUCCUUAGUCAACAGGUUGUAUUCGGACAUCGGGCACCUCCUGGACGACCGGUUCAGGAGCGUGGCCACCCUCCCCUCGUUGCACAGCCCUGACCUGAAGAGGGCGAUCUGGAAUUACAUCCAUUGUGUGUUAGGAAUAAGGUAUGACGAUUAUGAUUACGGAGAAGUGAACCAGUUGCUGGAGCGGGAUUUGAAGCUGUACAUCAAGACUGUCUCCUGUUUUCCGGACGCCACCAAAACCCCAGUGUGUCCGCUGAGUUGGGCCCCACUUAAAACCUCAGAACGGAUACACGUGAAUUUACUAAUCAUGGAGGCCCGGCUGCAGGCUGAGCUGCUAUAUGCUCUGAGAGCCAUCACUCAGUACAUGAUUGCCUAAGUGCUCGGAGAGGCACAAAGCUAAAACUUUCCGCUGGUACAGAGAGACCCAGAGACGUGAGGAUAAAGAAAUCUCAACAGCAGACGGUGAAGUGGGACAAGAGCAGCACUUUUAAUGGACACAGAGCUCCAUCGUUUCGUAGCUGUGCCUCAUGAUUGUGCUUUUCUUUUUCUCAGAUUUAAUGUAUUUAUACCAUAGUGUGCCACAACCCCCCGUGCCCCCUGCCCCUUCUGCAGAUUCUCCUGUUGUGAAGUCCUCUUAUCAAACAUCUCGGCUCUCAAAGUUUAUGUGCAAUUAUUACUAGAGUUGUUUUAAUUUUUACCUGUUGUUUUGUGUUCCAGCUCAGUCUGUGAGAAACUGCUUGGUGGUAGCAGUGUGUUAGAGUGGCCAAAAGUCUCCCUUUUUAGUUUGAUCUCCUUUUGUAUUAACUAUGCUUUACCCCCUCGAAAAAAAGAAUCUUUUUGAACAAGUUGAAUAAAUGUUGAUGGGAGACCAGGGCCUUUGUUUUUUUGGGACAAUCUUUGUCAGUGUUGGAGGAGGACAUUAAGUGGACGGUGAAGGAUGACUGUCAUUCUGUCCCUAACGUUUCGUAUUAAUGCUGGUCAAGAACAAACAACAGUGACACUGCUGGAAGUUAUCACAUCACUAUAGUUUCUUUUAAUAAGCACUUUUUUAAACUUUAUAUAUUUAUAAUGCAAGGUAGCUCAUUAGUAGACAUUGAGACGCACAGUGUGUGGGUCUGAAGCCUUUCCUCUCCACUGUACGACGUGUAAUGAAGACUUUUAGACGUCUUCAGAUUUUCAGACUUUGCUUUUGUUCCCAACCCCAGAUUUCUGGGUGAAGUAACUUGAUCCGAGAUAUUUCAGUGAAUCGUUGGAAGGAUUUUGAAGGUAGCCGUGUUUGCAAAACACAGUUUAAACCUGAUGAUAAGAAAAUUUGCAACUAAAGAGGUCAGUGAGCUGUUUCCUAUGGUGAAGAUUAAGCUGAGCCAUUCGCUAAAUGAUUGUUUUGUUUGGACUGAUGGGCGUCAGAAAUGAUCAAAUCGGAGACCGAAUUUCAGGCCAAAGCUCAACCUGUCACAACAGUGAUGAAUUAGAUAGAUGGAAAAUGCCCAGAAGUAGAUCUGCACUGGUCAUGAGUUUAGGUUGAGCUGUUUUGCUCAAAGCUUUGUGUUAAAGCUU
This is a messenger RNA of Chelmon rostratus (copperband butterflyfish), 2640 nucleotides long. It is a transcript of the gene sesn4, whose product is annotated as sestrin 4. The record is from RefSeq and is a predicted model, not a curated record. Gene Ontology annotation, molecular function: L-leucine binding; oxidoreductase activity, acting on peroxide as acceptor. Gene Ontology annotation, cellular component: nucleus. Gene Ontology annotation, biological process: cellular response to leucine starvation; regulation of response to reactive oxygen species; cellular response to L-leucine. The coding region runs from base 125 to 1459 and encodes 444 amino acids. NCBI's taxonomy places the organism in Eukaryota, Metazoa, Chordata, Actinopteri, Chaetodontiformes, Chaetodontidae. The transcript has 9 exons.